Acanthocheilonema viteae is the source of this 687-nucleotide messenger RNA. NCBI's taxonomy places the organism in Eukaryota, Metazoa, Nematoda, Chromadorea, Rhabditida, Onchocercidae. The record is from the annotation of a GenBank genome assembly.
AUGGCUUUUCUGUUCACUCGUUUGGUUCGUUAUGUUAUCUUUGCAAUUGUACUGUAUAGUGUAGUACAGUACAUGUUACGAUGGAAGUCGUAUUCUAUUUCACCAAAGGUUUUCCGACAAGCUUGUGCUGCAGCACACGGAAGUAGUGGUAUUUCGAAUGUAAAUAAAUUACGAAGCGAUUUACGUCGUUCAUAUCCAUUGCAAAUCAUCGACAGCAACUGGGAAGCUGUUUAUGGUGGUGGUUUGAACGUACAGGCAAAUAUUCUUUAUGCAUCCAUUACCGAAUUUAUCAUUGUUUUCCGUGCACCGUACCGAACAGUCGGUUUUGCUGGAUGGCACUGGGUCAACAGCACAUGUACGGUUUUGAGCGGCGGAGUAGUGCGUACUGCUCAUAGCGCUUAUAGUGGAAAUUUGGACAAGUUUGAACCUGGUCAGAACUUUCGUCAUGGUGAAUUUGAACGAUAUACUUAUGAAUUUGCACCCGAUUCAUACAUAGCGUGCUAUGGACGCGGUGCUGUACCUUUGAGUGCUGCAUGGAUGGGAAUGGGUUCUCUGGCGAAUGGUGAUCCGAUUUCGUUUGCGAAGCUGCUCUAUGUCUAUAACAGUGCUUGUAUUCACCAAAUUAAACAGUCAUUAGUAAAAACAUUCAAUUAUUAUAAAUCAAAGGCUCUAAAGACCGAGUUAUAA